This is a messenger RNA of Leguminivora glycinivorella, 3650 nucleotides long. RefSeq names its product transcription factor E4F1-like. The record is from RefSeq and is a predicted model, not a curated record. Gene Ontology annotation, molecular function: DNA-binding transcription factor activity, RNA polymerase II-specific; RNA polymerase II cis-regulatory region sequence-specific DNA binding. Gene Ontology annotation, cellular component: nucleus. The transcript is spliced from 10 exons. Gene Ontology annotation, biological process: regulation of transcription by RNA polymerase II. Lineage: Eukaryota; Metazoa; Arthropoda; Insecta; Lepidoptera; Tortricidae. Bases 210 to 1514 code for a protein of 434 amino acids.
CGUGUUAAAAGGUGGUAAAAGUCGCUAGUAAGUUGAUAAGUAACCCACACCCCGCUCCGCACAGCGCACCCUCGCAACAAGUCCCGUGCGCGCGCCGCCGCGCAGCCCGCUGCGCACCCCGCCAUUUUACCACACCGCCGUAUUUCAGGCACACCGACUCCAAAAACAACAUGAAAACUUAAUCCAGAUCCGCAAAACAGUGAAGCAAGAUGAAUUUCACGCCGUUCACCGGCCACAUCCCGACGGCGGCCGCCAUCCCCACUAUCCAGCACUUCGCAGCGAAGUUCGGCUACGAAGGCACCAGUACUGUGCAGGAGAGAUACCAGGGAAAUGUCCAGUUCGUGACGCCGGCCGUGGACGUCAAGUUCCGACAGGCGGAGAUGGUGGUUCCGGCAGUGGAUGUCAAGUUCCGACAAGCGGAGAUGGUCGUGGUGAGCAGCGCACCGGCUGGCUCCGUCACCCUGGCGGGGAUAGCUCCUAUACACACUGUGAACAGCGGAGUGAAGUACCAGGCGAUAUCUUCGUCCACCGUGAACCUGGGCAACGUGGCGUACGGACAGACGUACGUGCAGGAGCCGAAGGAGAAGCGAGAGUACCGCGAGGAGGACAUCAUGGCUACCAUGAUGCAGCAGCAGGAAACUAUUACUGUGACGGGCACGCCAAUACAGCAAGGUUCUCAGCAGCUACUGGUGGUACUCCAUGAACCGAAGGAAGCAGCUGCGCUCGCGCGCGCCAUCAAACAGGAGGCGCGCCAGCCCGUGCCGGCUGAGUUCAUCAGUAUCGGCGACGUGUCGGACGCGACGUGGCAGUCGCUCGGCGGCGGCGUGGCCGACUAUCUGUCGGCGCUGCCGCUCCCACUGCACCACCUACUCAAGUACUCGGACAAGAGAGAAGAACCGGUACUAGUGCAAGUUCCUAGCGCGCCAGUAGCACAGCAGAUCCCAAGUCCCACGGUGAACACGGUGGUAGUACAGACGUCACCGGCGACGCCGCCGCCGCCGCCAAAAAAGAAGAAGAAGAAAAAAGCUACCAAAGAGAAGAAACCGCGGCCUAAACCUGGAGAAAUCCGCCUCACCACUGCACUCGAUGGCAGCACUCUGUACUGCUGUCCGGAAUGCCAUAUGGCGUAUCCGGAGCGAGGGUUAUUGGAGCAACACUUGGUCGGACACACUAUGGAAAGGAGGUUUAUCUGCGACAUCUGCAACGCAGCCCUAAAGCGGAAGGACCAUCUAACCCGCCACAAGCAGAGCCACAACCCGGAGCGACCGCAUGUCUGCUCCGUCUGCCUCAAGGCCUUCAAGCGUCGGGAACAACUCACGCUGCACUUCGUCAUACACUCCGGGGAGAAGCGACACGUGUGCAACGAGUGUGGCAAGGGUUUCUACCGCAAGGACCACCUGCGCAAGCACACGCGCUCGCACAUCGCGCGGCGCGUGAAGGCGGAGCUGUCGGCGCGCGGCUCCCCCCCCUCCCCCGCGCCGCUGCCGCCGCCCGCGCCCGCGCCGGCGUGCUGACCCGAGGACAAGGCCGACCUGCUCGCGCUCCUACAGGCCGCCAAGGACGUCUUCUGACUCCCCCUCCCCGCGCCGCUGCCGCCGCCCGCGCCGGCGCCGGCGUGCUGACCCGAGGACAAGGCCGACCUGCUCGCGCUCCUACAGGCCGCCAAGGACGUCUUCUGACUCCCCCUCCCCCGCGCCGCUGCCGCCGCCCGCGCCGGCGCCGGCGUGCUGACCCGAGGACAAGGCCGACCUGCUCGCGCUCCUACAGGCCGCCAAGGACGUCUUCUGACUCGACGAUCGAGGUGUUAACUAUAUCGAUGGUUAAAAAGCUCCUCACGUUUUGUUAUACUUUAAUUUUGUAGCUACAACAUUAUUAUAAAACCGAUUGACCGUCGCAGUGGCGACACCGUCGUGUCGUCUCGUUUUUUCGCACCGAGAAAUGAUUCUGAUUAAUCACUUAAAGAAUUUUAUGGAUUUAAUUACUUAAAAAAAUGUUCUCUAUUUAUUUUAUUUUUUCUUCUACGUGUUGAAUCCAUAAGCCGUUUGCACAGAGAAACUCUCAAGUUCGAUUCGGACCAGCAUUUUUUUAAUUGACUUUACGAUUAAUCAUUAUGUAAAUUGAAUACACUCUAUAAAUAGGUACAAGAUUCGCAAUUUCCUUUUUAGAAAGAAAAUCCCGCAAGUUAUAGGAAUUUUCGAAUGGCAUAAAAUGUUAAGUGUAUGUUGUGAAAAUUUAAAUAAUUGUGAUUUAAGUAAUUUAUAUUAUAAUUUACUGUGAUCGUCCAAAAUAUUUAGGAAAGAAAUAUACAUAUUUAAAUUUAAUGUUGGCAACCUUGAGAAGAGUUGUUUUUAUUAUUUGUUAGCAAAUAUUGAGAUUUUGUAUUUGUUUUAAAAUUCUAAAACAAUAUUAAUAUGAUGUACCUACGUAAAAUACUCUGUUUGCAAUAUUAGAAUAUAGUUGACAUCAGUUCUUGUUAUAUAGGGAAUAUAAAUUGGUUAAAAUUGUAAAAAAAUAUUUAUAAUUAGUCAUAGCGCAUUUUGACAUAUUUUUAUAUAUCUAACUGUCGCCUAAAACUGGUAUAUUAUAAGUUAAAGCUUAAUGUCUCUCUGGAAAAGUAAAGUGUAAAGACAGACCUUUUCUAUAUGAUAAAUAAAGUCAUUCAAGAUAUAGUAUGUAUAACAAAACACUAGAACUAGAGUUAUAUAGGAGUAUGUACUUAUUACAUAUUUUUAUAAAUUAGCCAGUCGUGUCAACUGUGUUCAUUUGUUUAAAACGUAACCUUAGAAUAAAAGUACAAAAGUAUACUUACCGACAUUUACUGUGUAAAUAAGAUUGUCAGAUUCUCUAACAUAGUAAAGUAAUUAGCUGUAGAUAUUUACUAGAAAAAUCAGUUUUGGUGUCUCAUCUCAUGCCACUUCCGAAGCUCAGGCUAAAAUACAGCACGAUUGGUUUUUAUAUUAUCAAUAUUUACGUGGCAUUUAUCAUGGUCACGGUUAUCGAUCGCCCUGAUCUAAAAGAGCAACUGUCACUAAUGUGGCACUUAACGCCAUCUAGUGUCCAUGAUGGGUAACAACACAUUUUCAGUGACGCCAUCUAGUGGUGGUGAUGUUUUAGCCGGUCGUACUUCAAUGAACCGGAUGGAUGCGUGUAUCUACAUGUAUCUUGCCGGAUGGAACGAUACCAGUUUAUUAUCAAUUUAUCACGUAAAUACAUUGACAUCUCGAACAUUAUACUCUCGCUGAAAUACCUUCCAUAGGCUACUUAAAAUCCACUUUGGCACAUGCUGCUAAAGGAUUAUUAACUUAUGUCGUUGCGUUGUUGCAUUAGGCCAAGCAGAGCGAAGCGAAAAUAUUCGUUACUUAUUACGAUAUUUUCGUCUGCAAGUCGCAUUAUCAAUGGUGAUCUAUAAAUAUACAGAUCUUUAUACCCAACCCAAGUGUUAAAAACAGUCUAAAAUCUACUCUAAGUAGUGUUCUUAUAACACACUAGUACCUACUUGAAUAUGGUUUUAAUGGUUUACCACUUCACGAUAGACUAGGUUAAGUUAUUUAUUACACCAUACUUUUGUAAUAAAAUAAUAGUUACCACUUCUGCAGUGCUUCCGUUACUUUGACAUAUGCGCUUUAUUUAAUAAAAUUAUUAUCUGUAUA